UCGCGGCUGCUCUGUUUCUUGAGUGCGAGGUGUCUGUACUGUCGCUAUGGGUGUGACUCACGAAGCGGGGCUGUCCCCUCAGGCGUCCCCAGUGGAGCAGGACCCGUGUGGAGGAGGCCCAGCUGGCUGGGGCCGAAGUGUCCUGGCGGCUCAGGGGAACCAGCACCGGGGGUGCCCGGACGCUCCCAGCGGAACAGAGACUGGGUAUUACAGACCGGCAACGAAAAUGGAACCAGCUUCUGAAAGUACUUGCAUGGAGAAAACAGUGGUCAGGAAAACAGAAGAUAUGACAGGCUUCAUGGAUGACUUAACGCUUAGCUCGCCGAAGAAGAGAGAGUCAUCUCUGAGGUCCAAGAGAAGCUGUGAUAGGUCAUCGACAAGGUCGUCCAGCCAAUCCUCUUGCAGUUCACGGUCCAGCUCAAGUAGCUCCUCCUCAGCUUCCUCCAGGAGUUGGAGCCGGUCCAGAUCCCGAUCAAGGUCACGGCCUAGAAGAAACAGUUCCCGAAGGUACAGAAGAUACUCGCGCUCAUAUUCCAGAAGCCGGUCAAGAUCACGUGGCUACAUGAGGUACCGGGGGAGGUACCAUGCCAGGCACUAUCGGAGGUACCACCGCUCUCCUCCAAGGUAUAGGUCUCGCAGCAGGUCCUGGUCUCAUGGAAGAUCAUACUAUAGAAGGUCCUACUCGAGAAGCAGAUCACGUUCAAGGGGCCGGAGGUAUUAUGGAUUUGGGCGAACGAUAUAUCCUGAGGCUUAUAGGAGCUGGAGAAGCAGGUCACGAACAAGGUCUCGGAGUCGAUCACCUCUCCAUUUGAGUGAAAAAGAGAAGAGGGAACUCCUGGAAAUUGCAAAAGCUAAUGCUGCCAAAGCUCUGGGAACAGACAACAUAGUCUUGCCAGCGAGCCUAAAGAUCCUUACUCCUUCCAAAGAAACAAAAAAUGAAAAACAAGAGCACAAAGAUCCUGGAGAGUCGGCUGAGCAACCCGGAAGACCAGCAGAAGACAUGACCAAGAGCGGAAUGGAGAGAGCAACGAUACAGAGAAGCAUUUCUUUCAGUCCUAAUAACACAAUGGCCAAACCAGUCCUGCAGAAGCCAGUGACCCAGGCUGUAAAAGAACUGGCAGUUUCUCCGGUGAGGGAAGAUGACAGGAAGGGAAGCCCCUAUGGGCAGUGGGUUCCUGUCAAGAAGGAGGAGAAGAAAACAUUUUUAAACUUCUCACCCCGCAGUACAGCGUUCCGGGCACGCUAGCGUGUUUCUCUGGCUGCAGUGUUAUACAUUUCAGUAGUGAGAUCUGAAGUGUUCUGAUCCAAUUGAAGACUUGUUAAUACUGAGUAUUUAUUUUGAAAUCUUAAAUGUGGAGUCUUAGGUUUCUCUUCCAGGUGUAGAGCACAGUGAUCCAGAAGAUGGGAAUCUUGUGUACAGGUUGUAAAUAUUUUGUAUUGCUUUAAUGGACUAGCACUUCCAGGUGGGUAACUUUUUCUAAACAAUAGAUCAGUAGCUGUUAUUUUGAACACGUGAUUUAUGUUGUAUAACUGUUUAAGUAAAUAAACUUUUAGUUUUGCAAUGGC
Cuculus canorus (common cuckoo) is the source of this 1566-nucleotide messenger RNA. RefSeq names its product arginine and serine rich protein 1 (gene RSRP1). Lineage: Eukaryota; Metazoa; Chordata; Aves; Cuculiformes; Cuculidae. The record is from RefSeq and is a predicted model, not a curated record. The transcript is spliced from 6 exons. Bases 47 to 1246 code for a protein of 399 amino acids.